GUAAGUGCUUUGAAAUGAAGAUCUAGGACCCCCCUGAAUUAGACAAUACAUUGUCACGUUGCACAUAAGUGUCUUAAGACUCUUCUCCUCCAGCAUUUAAGAUACCUUGGCAGUUGAUACAUCCAGUCCCAUGGUUCAUGUGCCACUGUUUGUGCUUAGCAUGUUGUUGCAUGUAGCAGGUAUAAGCUCAGAUUAAGCCAGUAUGAUGCUGGUUUUGGACUCAAAGGUAAGACUGAGCUCGCAGGCAGAACUGGGAAUGGAGAAGGAUUGGUGGUAAUGUAAAUCUCUGCAAGUACAUGAGGUAUGGUUCUCCUUGCAGAAGAGCAAAAACCAGGAGCUUGAUUCAACAUUUUGAGUCCGAUUGUGGAAGUACUCUUGUCACAGAGAUCAUAGAAUCAUAGAAUGGCUUGCAUAGGUAGGGACUUCAAUGAUCACCUAGUUCAAAGAUUUCUGCACUAGAUCAGGCAUUAGAUUAGGUUUUCCAUGGCCCCAUCCAACCUAGCCUUGGUAUUGAGACCCAAACCUGCCCUCAGGCUGCUGUACCCUGCUGCAUUCUAUGCAGGUUCCUCUCAACCAUAUGAUGGGAUAAGGACAGUGGUUACCCCAGAGAGAAGAUGAGAACUCUGAAUGAUCUGGGUCAAGCAGGGUAAGGUACAUCAGUAUGAGAUGGAAAUACUGUAAAGACAUUCUUACUUUAACCAUAGCAAUCACACACUUGCACACAGAAAAAAGUGCAUACUCCAAUAAUGUGGAUCCGCAGACAUUCUUGAGCACUGUGAAAAGUCUGAUUUGUUUUAAAAGUGAUGCAAUUCUUAUGUAAAAUGUUAAUUUCUUCUCUUUCUUUCAUCUUAGAAAGGAUGAGAGAAAACCAGCAGUAGAUGUGCUAAAUUCAGCUUUUCUGAAGGAGCUGCUUUGAGGUACUGCUACUGCCUGAAACUAAAAGAAAGCAGCACCAAAAAGCAUUCUCAUGAUUUUGAUGUAUAUUCCAUGCCACAAUUAUUGCAGCAUAGUUUCCUGGACACCAUAGUCACAGUAUUUUUGAAAUCGAAAGUGAAGCAACAUUUUUUGUCUCUUUAAUAUAGAUUUUAAUAUAAGAUCUAAUGAAGAUGCCAGAGUACGGUUUCUAGAACACUGGACAUAAGCAGACCUAAGAGGGCAAUUAAUCAGAUGGAAUCCAAUUAGAAGAUUACUUUCUUGUUCUCCAGAGAUUGCUACAUGGACAAAAAAAAAUUAUCAGCUGAAAUCCCUCAGGAAGCUCACCUAGAAUAACCUUCUUUUGCAUCCACUCCAGCUCCAGGCAAAGGCUCUGAUUCAGAAAAUUCUCUUCAUCCAUGGUAGGUCUGAAAACCACGCCUGCAGAGCUUCCCAAAAGUGCUGUCUGUGGACCAGGCCCUAUGUGGUCACCCAUGGGAUGCCUACUAAUACAGCUGGUGUUUGCAUGGCUUUGGCUGCCAGGGGUGCAGGCAUCACUGCUGCAAUAGGUGGGCACAGGAGUACCUCCAAAUGGAGAAACUUUUAGGCACACGCUGACAGUGCUUUCUGCUAUAGGAAAGCUACUGGAAGCCUGCCUGGGAGGGAAGGAAGCUCUCUGAUGAUGGCUUCCAUGGCAACAAGAUAAGGCCUUACAGAGUAAGCAUAUGCAGCUCCCAGUGAGGUGCAAACCCUAAAUUGAAAACAGAUGAGUGAAACAGGUGACUAAUACAGAUAAUACCAGUGCCACGGGGAGGAUGGGGAGCCAUGAAGAGGAUGGGAAACAACCAGAUGCUGUGUAUUUGGACUGUGACAUUACACAGGACAGCCUUCAGCUUGGUUUUAUACAUAAGGCAGUGAUGAUGGAGCAGUUGGACACAGGAACCAUUCUGAGGGUCUGGAACCUCACAGAACAACAGCAUGGUUGAUACUGGAAGAGAUUUCUGGAGACUGAUCCAACCCCAUGUUCAAGCAUGGCCACACAUAGCAAGUUGUCCUAGUUAGAGAGUUGUCAACUCUCUAACUAGCAGGAGACUCCACAACCUCUCUGGGCAACUCAUACCAGUGCUCCAUCAUCUACACAGUAGAAAAAUGCUUCCUGAUGUUCAGACAAAACCUCCUAUGCUUCUGUUUGUACUCAUGCCUCUUGUCCUUGCUCUGGACACCACUGAAAAGAGCCUGGCUCAGUCUUCUCUACACCCUCCCUUCAGCUAUUUGUACACAUUGAUUAAACCAUCCUGAGACUUUUCCUCUCCAGGCUGUGCAGUCCCAGCUCUCUCUCAGUGUUUCUUCAUAGAAGAGACACUCCAGUCCCUUCAUCAUUUCUGUGGCCCUUAAUUCUCCUUACUGUUCACAUCUGUCUUGUACUGUGGAUCCCAGACCUGGACACAACACUCCAGGUAUAAGACGUAGCCCAGUACAGUGUACUCAGGGUGCCUCAUCCCCCUGCCCACCACAUUCCUGGGAGUCCUGCCCUGCAAACCCAAACUUUCAUGCCUGUCCUGUAGUUGCAACUGGUGAUGUGGUCAGCUGGCAGGGAUGAUGUAAGCAACACUAUGCAGACAGUGUAAGCACCUGAAUGCUGGCAUGGUGAAAACAUGCAUGUGUGAGUGGACAUUGCUUGCCACUUGGUGGCAUGAGUGCUUGCUUUGUGUGGGAGCUGAAGAUGGGCAGAUUGCACAGCCAGUUCACACAGCUGGAUUUCAGCCAUGUAAGUAAAUGGGCCCAAGGUCAAGGAAAGCUAAGAAAACAAUAAAUGUGACUAUGUGCAUGCAACAUGCACCAGUUGUAUGAGCAAUUAUUUCUUACCUCAUGUGCUGACUCACUUGUUUCCCUUCCCUGCCACUGGACUUGCAAUGAUCAGUUGUUAAUAGUUUUUAAAGUUCUUGGGGACAUGUAGAGCCUCAAGAUAUGCUUUAGCCUAAGUGACCUUAAUACACUGUUAUGUGUAAAACACAGAUUUUUCUGGAAAAGUAAACACCAGUUUAAUAUACCUUCCUUUGACAGUGAAGUUGGUGUAAUGAAAUGAUGAUAUGAUAUAGGGUUGUGUAGAGCGUUCACCCUGUUUUUCUAUUUCAGAAAAAAUUCCUGCCUUGGUUUUUGUUUCCCCUUUCAUUAUCUCUCCAUGAGUAGUAUGAAUGGUGCCAUGAUAACAGAGCUUUAUUAAAGUUCCCAGUACAACCAAAGAACACCUCUAUUUAACUGCAUCAAGGCCAACAGGUUGGGAAAAAUUCAAAGCAUUUUUUUAACAUGCAUUGGUGGAGUACAGGUAAACCCAAAAUAGGCAGUAGUUCUAGACCUAACUUGACAUUUUUUUCAAAAAACUAAGCUUGCCAGCAGGCUGCACACAGGUCCAGUAGCCAUGUGGUGAUAGCAGCACAUUUUAACACGACCUUACCUUAGUGCUGACCUCUUCCUGCCUGCAUAGGGUAACAUGGUACAAGCACUCAAUGCAGGCUGCUGCUGUAUGGACCAUGCCAAUAACAAAGCUGCUCAAAUGCCACAGGAUGAGAAGCAAAGCCCUCAGCUUUUUUCUUCAGUCUUCCUGAUGUGGGAGGCCAGCAGCAGCUCCAGUGAUGCAGCACCUGCAGUGAUCCAGGUGCCUGGGUGGGAUGAGGCUCUGGUGCACUCCCUGGAAUUCACACAUGAAAUGGUGAGCUGAACUCUGCAUUAAAUUAAACAGUAUGCUGGGCUCUAGAUGGAGAGGAAAUAGGCAUGCUAUUGGGCAAGAACUUCAGUUUCCUUCUUCUGCCAUGCACCAACUCCUGAGGGUACCGCUGGGAAGGCGUGCUGCUCCACAAGUGCUUCCUUGCAUGGCUGCAGGAAAUGGAGCAGCAUUACUGAGUGACCUGAGAGAAUUCCACGGGGAGCCAGUUCUGAGUAGAAGCAUUUCUUGUUUGUAGAAGACAGGUCCUGUUCAUUGGCUAAAUGUGUCUGGUAGGGAUAAGAUCAAGUGUGAGAUGAGGCAAGUCUUGGUAAUGCAAGGAAAUGCUUCCAGCAGAGCUUGAGAAGCUUCAGUGUGUCCUGUAAUUUUUAUAAGAUUUAAUCCUUGACUUCAGCCCUCUCUCUUUUGAACAGCAUCAUUUAAAAAUGGCUCUUGAAAUGCAUUCCAGCCAUGAGGAGCCUGAGCAACUCUCCUGGAGAAACGGUUGAACUAUCCUGCCCGUGUGAAUCAGACCAUUUGUUUUGCUGAGGAGUUAUAAAAAGAUGAUUCACCCAUAUAAGACACUUUCCAGCAAUUAGUCCUUAAGUCUGUAGACGUGUGAGUUAACAACAUCAAGCCCUGCAGAAGGGGUAUCGACAGUAACUCCAGCUCCAGUUUUGGCUUUCCUUUCUCUGUUCUCUCCAAGUUCCACACCAACUUCUGUGGACUUUAAUUGAACUGGAGUGGAUAACCAUCUCUGGAGAAGCAGCCCUUGGCAUCAAAUCUGGCCAUCUCUGUUCUGAUCCACAUCUCAGCUGUGCUCUGAUACAUUGGCAUCAUCAAGGGGGACACUGGCAAGAGCAGCAGGUUGUAAUCUCUUUUUGGUCUCUCCAGAGCCUCUUAGAAAACCUCUGACUGUUCCCUGUCCUCCUGUUUGUGUUUACAUUGUCCUACCUGGAGCUCCAUCAAGUCAAGGCAUCAUUGCACCAAAAGGAGGAAGUCUGAUGGGAGCACCCUGGUGGCAUCUACAGUCUUCCCUUUAUCUUCCAUGUUGUCCACUGGACAGAUAGUUUGCCACGUGCUUUUUUACUCUUCCCAUUUUCUUUCACUUAUCCCCUUUCCUGCCUCUCCCUCUGCCUCACCAGACAAGGUGAGGAGGUAGCGGAAUCGCUGCCCGCAUUCUCCACCAAGUCCAGGUGGACUGCCAAUAUUCUGGAAUAUUUGUAAACUUUGAGCAUUAACAAUUAAACUCCCAGUGCCCCACAUGACGUUAUGAUGUGGAAUACCGAAAACCAAAAAUCACAAAACCAUGACAGGGGUUUUGUUAAACAAAGAAAUCAGUCAGAAGAAUGCUGCCGUUCCCAUUGCCUGUGUUGGAUCUGGAGGUCACUUAGAGGCUAGUGUUCUCUGUGGAUAAGGUGGGGAUGCAGAUGAGAAAUAGCAAGGAGCCCUGUGAAUUUAGCAGCUGCCCUGCAGGCAUGUUGGACUACACUUUCCUCAGAGCAUAAAGACUAUAAACCAUAGCAACAAAACUGCAUGAUUGCAAUCUCUGCCUGACCAUAAUUUUUCCACCCCUGCAGUUUCGACUGGGGGAAGCAAUGCACUACCUGGCAGGUGCCUGUAUAUCAGCUGCUGUGCAGUCCUAGCACUAGACACAGUGCCCUGGUUUUUCUUCACAGUUGUUUUCUUUUAAGCUUUCAGGGUUGGAGAAGCUGAUUAAGCUUGAGUCCCUCAAUAUUGAAUGCAUCCUGAUAACAUACGUUCCUAUCUCAGAGACACAAUGGGUUUUCCUCACAGCCUUGCCUAUGCUUGGGCUGCAUAACAAAAUUUGUUUAAAAUCCACUUUCUUUUUGAAUAUUUUUCCUCUCACUUUAGUUAUGACUCAAAAAUGUUAGUUUGCUGAAUAUAUUUUUCCUUAGUCACACGGGACCAUUCCAGAUGGGCCGUUCCACUAUCUGCACUACUUUCACUCUUUCUGCACAAGGCAUUAAGAAAAGUGCACCCUGAUGCUGGUUCUCUGAUGUGAAGAGGGAGUGAUCAUUAUACAGUUAUUAUAAUAUUUAGAGGUAAUUUUCACAAGUUAUCAUCAUUUUGGGCGUAUCUAAAGACCAAAGCAAUAGCCAAUGGUCCUCUUUAAAUAAUGGGCUCUUUAAAUGUACCCAGAUGUCCCUUUUCAGCCUCAGCCAUUCUGCGAUUCUGUGAUAACCUUUAGAAUCAGUGAAAUGUAGAAUGCCUUGGGUUGGAAGGGGCCUUAAAGAUAAUCCAGUUCCAAAUCCUUUGCUGAGGGCAGGGUUGUCAUCCACCAGAUCAGGCUCCCCAGAAGCCUCUGAUGGGGGCCAGCAUAUGCAAGCUCCCAUUUCUCCAAGGAUUUUAACUGCCAGCUCUAAGACAUACAACUCCUCUGCUUGUAUUUAACUUGCCCUUUACCCUUAAACUUUGCCAUGGCUGGGGCUUGAACAUAUGGCCUCCUUGUAAGCUACCUUGAACCCGACCAAGGCAUUUCAACAAAAAGACUGCUUCUCUGCUGAACUGAAGGAACAGAAAUCCUGUGUGAAUGGAGUUAAUACUUACUCAAAUGUAUACUCAAAGCGUUAUAAUAGGCAUGACACACAACUAAGACUCAGGGUUUCACAGAAAAGCAGAAUAUCACAAUUGUUGAAUCAGAAAAUGUAUUUGCCCUGCAGCAAAAAGAAAAGGCCCAAGAAAAUAGGCUAAGUCUGAAAACUGUAAACAUUACUCCCUGAAAGAUAGAAGAACAGUUACAUAAGAAAUAAACAAUUGAGAAAUAACUACCUCACUUCAAAAGAAAAUCCAAUCUAUACAGAGCAAGAUAUCAAAGCUGCUAGUUGUGCUGAAAACCAUGCUCUUUGGUGGAAAAGAUGUACAAACCAGAACUCCCUUAUGCUGAGAAAGAAAACAGUAUCCACUACGCUUUGGGUGAGUGUAGAAAGAACAUUAAGCGAUAAUGAGUUGCUUACAGGAAUGGCAAACAGAAGCAGAAGAUGGAAGUGCUGGAAAGGUGGUAGCUAGCACAUACCAGCCCGCUGCAGAGGCUCCUCACAAGAAUGUGUGUAAAGAACAGGUAAGAGAUCUAGAAGACAGGUGCAAAACAAGAGGUAAGAUAAAGAGGCAAUACCUUUAAUUGCCAACAGCAUCAUGAGAAGCCAUAAGAGCUGACAAACAUCCCAAUAUGUAUUAAAAGAAUGGAUUAUAAAGGAAAAUCAGUGUAAAGGAAGAGUUCAAAUGUAAGUAAUAAAUGUAAUCCUGAGUAAUUUUAAGAGAAAAGGCUUUGACAGUCACAGUUAAAGAAAAACUAUAAUAACAUAAUGGCCUUAGUAGGUCUUUUUGUUUAACUGGGAGAUCUUCUGAAGAACAACUUGAAAAGAAGCAUACAGACCUAGGGAUAGAACUGCUGAUUUCACAAGUGUUCUAUGAAGCUAAUAUAAGUAAGAGGAGGAAUCUAGGAGGAAGGUACAAAGUUUGAAGCAGUGGGGAAAGUAAUGAAAUGCUAUCAGCACUUUAAGUACCAGUGGUUAACUAUACAGCAUAUCAGUAGCUAAAGGCUGAACAGAUUGUCGGUUAAGGCUGCGUGUACAAAGAUUUAAGGUCUGAGAACAGUGAAUAAUACAAUAUUAUGAUUUAGCCAGAAGAAAUACUGAAGGAAAAUCACAUAGAUUUUUGUUUCCUGCUCCAGAUCACGGGUGAUGUACACAAACAGGAGAGUUCACAAGCAGCAGAGUUUGGGGAGGCUGAUCCUGGCUGUGUUUGCAGACCCGCUUCUUGCAGUAUAGGCUUCAUGGUCACAGACAACCAUGGUCCUGGUGAAAGAAUGGAAAACCAAACAAUAGGAGGAAUCUAGGAGAAAGGGAGGGAAAGGUUAUGUUCUUUGUUUAUGGCAAAGGAUGAGGGAAAUGUGAAACAAAACAAGGAGAAAAAGAACAGAGAAAGGAUAUAGAAAACCCAUAUGGGUGACCUAGUAGAAGUAAAGGAGCACAAAAUUCUUCCUUUUGGGUGCAAACAGCAUGGAAGACCUUCUAUAGUACCUGCUCAGUGCUCAAUCUCUUGUGCCCGUAUCAACCAAGGGAAUUAUUCAUUAUUUUGUAGAGCACGUCCUUACUUUUCUUCUCUCUAGGUCAAAAAAUGCCAAACCAUAAACCUCUAGAGACGUUUAUCCUUAGAAAGCGCUGCAGUGUUCUUUUACAAUAUAUGAAAUUGCAGUAAUAAGAAUAAAUUAUAGCACUCAGCAUCGGACAGGAUGACUGAUGUAAGCUGUCAGCCAAUGUUUGACUUUCCAGGUGAGAUUAGAUUUAGCAUUUACCUUAAUAUAAACAGAAAGUGUGCAGUAGAAAGCACUUAAUUAACAAGCAAGUGCUCAAAACCUUGUGCAAGCUGGAGGCUACUUGAAGCUUAAGAUAGCUCUCCUCUUUCCAGAGUAUCGCAGUAUUAUCCAGCGGAGUUUCAAAAUCCUGAUUGUUACUGGGAAUCUCAUUACUGAAGGAGACAGGAAAGCAGCUGUAACUUGCAAGGAUGGCUGAAAUACGAAACUUCACGUGGGCAGUGGAAGAUAUUUUCAAGGAAACUUUUCUCACUUACAUGAAUGGCUGGAGGAAAAACAUGACAGAAGCGGCAAAUGAACUGCAAGCCAAGGUUGAUGCUGAAAACUUUGACUAUGUUAUCCUUUAUUUGAUGGUGAUGAUUGGAAUGUUCUCCUUCAUUAUUGUGGCGAUUUUGGUGAGUACCGUGAAAUCUAAGAGGCGAGAACACUCCAAAGACCCUUACCAUCAGUACAUCGUGGAGGACUGGGGUGAGAAGUAUAAAAGCCAGGUUCUGAAUCGAGAAGAUCUCAAGUGUGUGGUCCAUGAAAACUUUGGUGCAAGGGACAAAACAAGCCCCGCGUCACCCUGACAUUCCAGAAACAUCAGCAAAGAGGAAAUCAUGAAGUCACAUUUAGGGAACUCGCUGGAAUUACAAAUAGCUGUGAAAUUGUUCAUUAGAUUUACACAGGUUGAGCUAGAAUGGGCUGCUGAAGAAAUCAACAUCACUGUUUCCUCUGAGAACUCUGGUGCAGCUGCUUUGAGGAACACCCAAGAAAAAUGCUUGACUUUGCUUUGAUAUUCUGCUCUUCAGGAAAAUAAAGUCAUGGAGAGAAUAACUUGAAUUUUUUAGCAAUUUUUUGAAAUCGAGAAGCAGAUCUGGAUUACUGAGCAGUAAACUUCAGAUGAACAGUAGGAGUUUUCAAGUGUUUAAAAGUACUGAUUCAGAUCCCAAUGUGUGACAUAAACCCAUCUUAAAAUAACAGGAAACUGUACAAUAAAAUACCAGACCCUCUAUCUAUUGAUUGAACAAUGUGUUAUGGUAUGAAUCACAGGACGAGCCUAUAUCUACACAUGUUCAAGUCAAUACAAAAUGCUAUUUUAAUGACCUGGCUCCCAUUUCAAUUUCAUUAUUCAUUGGCUACAAAGAAUGAUUCAUGGCCUUCUGUUUUAUCAUAAAAGCAUAGCCAGACUAGCAGUCUCAUCUAAGAGUAUCCUGGUUGUCCAGAGCAGCUUCUACAGUGUUAGUGUCUUUCUUGAAGUCCAUAGCUGUCUCUUCUGCUGUUUCUUGGAUUUUCAUAUUGAUCUGUUUAUCUGCAAUGCAAGCUGGGUGAUAGGGAUUUCUUGCAUUCCUAUUAGCCAAGGCCUAGUGUAGAUCAUCAUGCUCCUGCUAUAUAUCUUUCAGAGCAAGGGUUUCUGUGACCAGCUAUCAAAGCUAUUCCAUUGUUAUGCUUUCUAAUGUUUCCCAUGUUGGGUACUGGUGUGCACCAGUCAGAAAAGAGAUUGUAAAGAUGGUUUAUCUUCCCUGUGCUGCUAAAUUACCAUGAUGCUGGCUGUUGGGGAAUAAUUAGAAGCAAAGCCAGUACUACUUCUAGUAUUAAAAUGUGUUCCUUUUUGCUCUAA
Messenger RNA from Tympanuchus pallidicinctus (lesser prairie-chicken), 9549 nucleotides. RefSeq names its product potassium voltage-gated channel subfamily E regulatory subunit 2 (gene KCNE2). Gene Ontology annotation, molecular function: delayed rectifier potassium channel activity; transmembrane transporter binding; voltage-gated potassium channel activity involved in ventricular cardiac muscle cell action potential repolarization. The record is from RefSeq and is a predicted model, not a curated record. Gene Ontology annotation, cellular component: membrane. The coding region runs from base 8141 to 8518 and encodes 125 amino acids. NCBI's taxonomy places the organism in Eukaryota, Metazoa, Chordata, Aves, Galliformes, Phasianidae. The transcript is spliced from 3 exons. Gene Ontology annotation, biological process: ventricular cardiac muscle cell action potential; negative regulation of delayed rectifier potassium channel activity; potassium ion export across plasma membrane.